UCUUCAUGUGACAAGUCGGACAACAACAGAAAAUGGCGAAGUUUGUGCUGCUUGUGUGUGCGACCUUUUUAGCCGUGUUUUCUCCAGUGCGAAGUUUUGGUGAACCGAAAAAUAUAGAUCCUAAUGACGAAGGAGCUCAAAAGGCAUUGGGUUUCGCCAUGACUAGGGUGAACGAAGCUUCUAAUUCCAUGUUCCAAGGAAAGGCCGUGAAGACGGUCAGCGUCACCAAACAGCUUGUUGCAGGAAUUAAGUGGACAUUCAAGUAUGACUUUGGCUACACCAAGUGUGAUAAAUGGGCAGAUUUGGAAAAGCUGCCAUUUGCUGAGUGCAAUAGAGUGACAGAAGUCCAGAGGUGCAGUGUGUCUGUUUUGGAGCAGGUUUGGGAAACUCCAAGGUACAAGCUGCUGGACAUGCCUAAAUGCACAGAAGCUGUGAGCAAAGAUCAAACAAAACCAGAAAAAACAUUGAAAAAAGACUCUCAGAUCGAGGAGAUUGUUAAAGAGUUUGAGGCCAGCCCUUUACUGAUUGGGGGUGUACCCAUGUCGGAUAACAAACUCUUGGACCAGCAUAAAAAGAUGUUUCUGGAGUUUAAGCAGAAAUUCCAAAAGACAUACAAAGAUGAUCUUGAGGAGCAAUAUCGUUUCCGUAUCUUUCAUGAAAACAUGAGAGUUGUUGACCUUCUGAACAAGAAUCCUGAUGACAGUGCAACAUAUGGAGCCACAAAGUUUGCAGAUCUGUCCAGAGACGAAUUUAAGCAGUUCCUUGGCCUGAACACAAAACUGAACAAAGGGAAUAGAAACAUGAAGCGAGCAGUGAUCCCUAAAAGCUCGCCACCAGCGGCAUUUGACUGGAGGGACCAUGGCGCUGUCACCAAAGUCAAAAACCAGGGUUCCUGUGGUUCUUGCUGGGCAUUUUCAACCACAGGAAACAUAGAAGGGCAGUGGGCUAUCAAGAAAAAGGCACUUGUGCCUUUAUCUGAACAAGAACUUGUUGAUUGUGACAAGCUGGAUGAAGGCUGUAAUGGAGGACUUCCAAGUAAUGCAUAUGAGGAAAUCAUACGAUUGGGAGGCUUAGAAACAGAAACUAAGUACCCUUACGAAGGAGAAGAUGAAAAAUGUGCCUUUGUCAAGAGUGAUGCCAAGAUUUACAUCAACAGCUCUGUUAACAUCUCCAAGGAUGAGUCAGAGAUAGCUGCCUGGCUUGCUCAGAAUGGACCCGUCUCUAUUGGUAUCAAUGCUUUUGCUAUGCAGUUCUACUUCGGAGGAGUCAGCCAUCCCUGGAAAAUUUUCUGCAACCCUGACUCCCUAGAUCAUGGUGUAUUGAUUGUUGGUUACGGUACCUCAAGUUCAGGUGAACCAUAUUGGAUUGUGAAGAAUAGUUGGGGUGAAAGCUGGGGGGAAAAGGGCUACUAUUUGGUGUACCGGGGUGAUGGAACUUGUGGUUUGAACCAGAUGUGCACUUCAGCAGUAGUGGAGUAAUUAUAUGAGGUGGACUUCUACUUUGAGAAAGGAAGAACAUUGCUUCCCAUGCAUUCACCUUAAACUGAACAAUUCAUUAUAAAGCCAUUCAUUCAUUAUGCUGCUGAAAAUGUAUUUUUUUUUUUUUUUUUUUUUUUUUUACAUGAACAACAAAAUUGUCAUAGCUGUCAAGGCAUGUCUUGCACUGCAUGCUGUAGAUCUCGUUCUAACCAAGAUCAUCUAAUAGAAAAUGCGCAGAUUCAUAUGCAUAAUAACUGUUUAUUGGACUGUAUUAAAUCUGUAUUUUAUACCAUAAACAAGAGAUCUGUAUUUGUUCCAUGUAGAUUAUUAAACUUUGGUUGCAUUUUGAACAUUUUAAGCUAUUCUUUCAGACUUUGUGUUAAAUCUGUAUUUUAUACCAUAACCAAGAGAUCUGUAUUUGUUUCUUGUAAAUUUUUAAAACUUAGGUUCCAUUUUGAAUAAUUUCAGAUUUUCUUUUUCUUGGGGCAAUGUCUUUUGAAAAAAAAAUGACAUUCAAUUAAGUAUGUACAACUGCCUCUCUUCUUCCUCCUUGGGUCUCGUUAAGAUCUACUGUUUGCAUAUCAAAGAAUUAUCAGAGUGGUCACUUUGUAAUGUGUAGACCUACUUCUUGAGCUACUUCAUUUGUCUAGCAGGAAUAUUGUCUUCAGAAAGUUUAGACUCUAUAUAUUUAAUUUUUAAAGUCUAUUUAUAUUUAGAAAUGAUACAGAUAGUAAUGUUGAGUUAACCAAAUCUCUUAGGAAUUGUAUUUAAUGGUGAUUAUUAGCAUGUGUAGGAUAUUUUGAGUUUAAAAUAAAUACCUCUACUCUGCCUGGUGCAGUUUGGUAUGUAUUUGUGAUGUCAAUGCAUUUGCACUUUAGUCAAAUAAAAAUUGUAGAAUAACUA
Molecule: messenger RNA, 2381 nt
Organism: Lingula anatina
Lineage: Eukaryota; Metazoa; Brachiopoda; Lingulata; Lingulida; Lingulidae
Product: cathepsin L
Biological process (GO): proteolysis
Molecular function (GO): cysteine-type peptidase activity; cysteine-type endopeptidase inhibitor activity
Source: RefSeq, a predicted model, not a curated record